GCGCGUGACGUCGUCCACGCAGCGUGCGCGAUGACGUCACACCAUCGGUUCACCUCGCAGGUGCGAUCCUGCGUCGAGGCUGCGGUGGUGGUUGUUGUUGGUUGUUGGUGGUGGGGGCACGCAGAGAGGAGGAAGAGCGACGACAAACGAUGUCGGAGAGCAGCGGGGCUCGCGUGUGCUUCGAGGCGGAGGCGGGCGCCGAAGAGGAAGGAGAGUGCGAGGGGGAGGAGGAGGAGGAUGCCGGGGCUGGCGCAUCGGGCCGCAGGCAGGGCAAGGUGACGGUGAAGUAUAACCGCCGGGAGCUGCAGCGCCGCCUCGACCUGGAGGGCUGGGUGGACGAGAGGCUCACGCAGCUCUACGCCUGCCCCGAGGAAGAGAUGCCGGAGCUGGAAAUUGACAUCGACCAUCUCCUGGAGCUCAACACGGACGAGGAGAGGGCGGAGCAGCUACGGGAAAUCUUACAGGCAUGCGCCAACAGCCCAGAGGGGUUCAUCGCGGAUCUGCUGUCGAGCCUCAAAGGGAUGAAGAAACUCAACAACGGCAGUCGGAAGUGAUGGCUCCUGGGCUUCUACGGUCAAGCAGCUCACCCCCGGACUACAAGAAUCCUGUAGUUAAUGCGAAUGGCGAACUCGUUGGGCGAAUGGGCUUUUACAAGUAACCGGAGUGUCGCUUUAGUGUCUGGAAACUAUGCAAACCCGCACGCACGUCUGGCAUGCGAGAGGUGCCCGCUUGUUACCUGGGCCUGUGCUUCGUGUGCGUUGUGAGCCUUGCGUUUCGCAAGCUGGCCAAGGGAGAGCAUGCUGGGUGCCGUGAGUUCCAAGGCGGUGGCUUAUUGUUUAACGUCGGUCUUUGGGGCUCAGAAAUAUUAAUGCUGUAGUUACACUUUUGCAUUUUGCAACGGUGGUUUUAACGUUUUGGUUCGGUCACAGCACGGAAUAGACAUUUGUGUAGCACGUCGAGCUGAGCCGUCUCGAGCACAACUCGUAUAUUUGUAACUGUUUAACGUUAAUGAAUAAUAAAUCAGUUUUAACGACACUUGGACAACGUUAAUGGCACGCAAGUUACUUAAUCGCGUUACAAAAUGCAUAGCUUCAAAUGAGACCGAAAUCUUUUACGUUUAGCAGCAGGCAACAAUGUGUGCGAUUGCUUUUCGUGUUAAAUGCAUGACGGUGUUGA
Molecule: messenger RNA, 1176 nt
Organism: Petromyzon marinus (sea lamprey)
Lineage: Eukaryota; Metazoa; Chordata; Hyperoartia; Petromyzontiformes; Petromyzontidae
Product: protein phosphatase 1 regulatory subunit 14B
Biological process (GO): regulation of phosphorylation
Cellular component (GO): cytoplasm
Molecular function (GO): protein serine/threonine phosphatase inhibitor activity
Source: RefSeq, a predicted model, not a curated record